Molecule: messenger RNA, 1648 nt
Organism: Tribolium madens (black flour beetle)
Lineage: Eukaryota; Metazoa; Arthropoda; Insecta; Coleoptera; Tenebrionidae
Product: zinc finger protein 2 homolog
Exons: 4
Coding region: 165-1532 (455 amino acids)
Cellular component (GO): nucleus
Source: RefSeq, a predicted model, not a curated record
GUUUGGGUGUAGUCCGUGGCAACCGCCCCUCUUGUUCUAAAUUUAGCUUGCUCAUGUGCCAAGAACUGGUGGAAUAAUUUCAAAUUUAAAAAUAGAACUUAAGAAUUUGUAAAUUUGGGUGAGCACGCAGUGCUUAGCUUUAGUGCAAGUUUUGCGAAUAAAAAAUGGAGAUUAAACUUUUAUCGUGUCCCUUGUGUCUCAAGCCGCAUUUCCAGGGGGUUGAGUCUUUGCGUUCUUCUCUAAUAAGUGUAGCAACUUCUCAUCUCACUUGCCCCGUUUGCAAUGAAUCUCUCUUAGGACUAGACAAAUUGACCAUACAUUUGUUUACUCACAUCAGUGAUAUUGGCAGUAAAAAUGAAGAAAAUGUGAUAGAGAAAAGCGAAAAAGAAAUUGACGAAAGUAUUAAUAGCUUGAACAAGUCAUUGGUAGAGAGCGACAGUGAGCGCAUUAAAUGCGAUAUUUGCAACUUCACUUUUACAGACAAAACGAUCUUAGAUAUGCACCAGAAGCUUUUACACCAAACCACACCUGAUAAAAACACAGGUCUUUACAGUUAUCACUGCCAUUUGUGCAGUAAGAAGUUUAAGAAAAGGGGAAGUCUUAUGGUGCAUCUCAGAGUUGCACAUUACGGAUUUGGACACCAAAGUCCCCAAGAUAUGACCAUGGAUGUUAGCACAUCCACCAAAACCACCGAACAAAUCAAGAUUCAAGACAACAAACAAUGGGAAUGCGAUGUUUGUUCGAAAAUGUUCACAACGAAAUAUUUUUUAAAAAAGCACAAACGGCUUCACACUGGAGAAAUGCCUUAUUUUUGCGCCCAAUGUAACAAAUAUUUCACUUUCCAACAGUCGUAUCACAAACACAUGCUGUAUCACUCGUCGGAAAAGCCCUACGUUUGUAACGAAUGCGGCCGAGCUUUUAAGGAACUUUCCACUCUCCAGAACCAUGCCAGGAUUCACUCAGGAGAAAGACCUUUUGGUUGCGAAACUUGUGGCAAACGGUUCAGACAGCGCGUUUCUUAUUUAGUUCAUCAGAGAAUCCACACCGGAGUAAUGCCUUACAAAUGCACAGCUUGCGAUAAAAGCUUCCGAUAUAAAGUGAGUCAAAGGUCCCACAAAUGCCCCGCGAAUCCUCCAGGAUCGGUUGUAAAAAUCCCGGAACCGGAAAAAAAUCAAAAAAUUGAAACGGCCACUUCUAGUAGCGCCCAAAAAGAAUCGAACGUGAAGUGUAUAAUGUCGGUUGAUUACAACACUGGAAAUAUAAAUUUUAUUCAAGACAACCACAACAGUGAAAUUAAAGUGAUGUACUUGGAACCGCAAAAAUCAGAAAAGACCGAUUUGUGCACAAGGGUUGAAAGUUCACCACCAGUUUUUGUAACAGAACAACCGGAUUUAUUUUCAAUGGUUUUAUCGCCGAUUUUGCCGGAUGUUGAAUCGCUAUGUUUGACUAAUACUCAGAAAAUUGAAAAUAAAAAUUGCGAAAACCUUGAGGAAUCUUUAAACGAAUUGUUAUAUGGAGCAGAUAAUAAAUAAGUGUUGUGUAUGAUUUUUGUAACUUGAAUAUAAUUAAAGUUAAGAUUUGUCACUAGUUUUGUAUAAUUUACCAUUUUUUUUUCUCACAUUUAAAUUAAUAAAGUGAUGCAAGACGA